GAUUUCAGUAAGGUGAUGUACACUGUGGAGUUCACACGGCUUCACUUGGGGAUUUCCGUAUACAAAAAUUAAAUUUUCCAGUUUUUUUUUUCGGCACAAAAAGUUGAAAUUUUCUUUUAACUUCAGGACAAUUUUUUUCUUCUAAAUUUGUCAUGUCUAUGUGGCGAAAUAUUCUAGGAAGGGUGCGGCCCCAAGCAUUGACAGGAUGCAAAGGUUUUGGACUGUCUCGCAGCAUGGCAUCCAAGGAUUUCGUGGAUUCACCCAAGUGUUCCAAAGUGGAUAAUGGAGGCUGUCAAAACAAAACUCAGUGCAGCCCUAAAAGUAUAGCUAAGCCCAAGAAAGAAAAGGAAGAACCAUUCCAGUUUCAUCACCUUCUGAAGCAACCGGCAGAGUGUUGUGCCGAUCCCUGCCCAGAAAGAUUCCCCACCUUUGACGAGUGCCUGUACAAGGAGUCGGAUAAAGCUGCCCGCAAGUAUCAGGUCACUUGGGUAGAGUGCCCGCCCAUUCAAAUUAAACCGAAAAAGAUCUGCUGUUUUGAAAAAGGCAAGCGGCCACCAAUUCCACGACGCAAACGUAAGGAGCCGAAAGCCAAGUGUGAGGAGGAAGUUCAGUGUCCAGAGGAAGGCCGUUGUCCGAAGAUUACUUUGCCUGGUUGCAGACCUGCACGUAACCCGGCCCGUUGCGUGGUCGUUCGCAAACAUGCCGAUUGUGUCAAAGUGAAGGCCCCCUAUCCAUCAUUCUCAGAAUGCCGACGUCCGAAACCGCGCCCGCUUCGCAAGGUCGAAUGCCAAUGCCUGUCAAUUCCGUCCGUAUGCGAUGUGAUGGCGUACCGCCGUGGUCUGGAGUCAGGUGGAGGACGACGCAGUAACUGUGGAAAGAAAUAAAUUAACCCGGCCAUGUUCAUGACGCAGUCUUCUAAUUCCAAUGAACAUCACCUUAUUAAUAAAUAAAUUUUAGUUUUGAACCAAAAAA
Molecule: messenger RNA, 972 nt
Organism: Drosophila willistoni
Lineage: Eukaryota; Metazoa; Arthropoda; Insecta; Diptera; Drosophilidae
Exons: 1
Coding region: 153-884 (243 amino acids)
Source: RefSeq, a predicted model, not a curated record